Messenger RNA from Orcinus orca (killer whale), 1874 nucleotides. RefSeq names its product transcriptional enhancer factor TEF-4-like. Lineage: Eukaryota; Metazoa; Chordata; Mammalia; Artiodactyla; Delphinidae. Gene Ontology annotation, biological process: hippo signaling; embryonic organ development; regulation of transcription by RNA polymerase II. The record is from RefSeq and is a predicted model, not a curated record. Bases 25 to 1380 code for a protein of 451 amino acids. Gene Ontology annotation, molecular function: DNA-binding transcription factor activity, RNA polymerase II-specific; RNA polymerase II cis-regulatory region sequence-specific DNA binding. Gene Ontology annotation, cellular component: transcription regulator complex. The transcript has a single exon.
CCAGCCCCAGGCCGGGAGGCCCAGAUGGGGGAACCCCGGGCUGGGGCCCCCCUGGACGAUGGCAGCGGCUGGACAGGAAGUGAGGAAGGAAGCGAGGAGGGCACUGGCGGCAGUGAGGGGGCGGGGGGAGACGGGGGCUCAGACGCAGAGGGUGUCUGGAGUCCAGACAUCGAGCAGAGCUUCCAGGAGGCCCUGGCCAUCUACCCACCCUGUGGCCGGCGGAAAAUCAUCCUGUCCGAUGAAGGCAAGAUGUAUGGUCGGAAUGAACUGAUUGCCCGCUACAUCAAGCUGAGAACAGGGAAGACUCGAACUCGCAAACAGGUCUCUAGUCAUAUCCAGGUUUUGGCCCGAAGAAAAUCGAGGGAAAUCCAGUCCAAGCUCAAGGCCCUGAAGGUGGACCAGGUUUCCAAGGACAAGGCUUUCCAGACAAUGGCCACCAUGUCCUCAGCCCAGCUCAUCUCAGCACCUUCCCUGCAGGCCAAACUUGGUCCCGCCGGUCCUCAGACCCCAGAGCUUUUCCAGUUUUGGUCGGGGGGUUCUGGGCCCCCCUGGAAUGUUCCAGAUGUGAAGCCAUUCUCGCAGGCACCGUUCUCCUUGUCACUGACUCCUCCAUCUACUGACCUCCCAGGGUACGAGCCCCCCCAAGCCCUCUCAUCUCCUGCUUUGCCCCCACCUGCCCCAUCACCCCCAGCCUGGCAGGCUCGGGCUCUGGGUACUGCUCGGUUGCAGCUGGUAGAGUUCUCAGCCUUUGUGGAACCUCCGGAUGCAGCUGACUCUUACCAGAGGCACCUGUUUGUACAUAUCAGCCAGCACUGCCCCAGCCCCGGAGCGCUCCCCCUCGAGAGUGUGGACGUCCGGCAGAUCUAUGACAAAUUCCCUGAGAAAAAGGGUGGUCUGCGGGAGCUGUAUGAUCGUGGGCCCCCCCACGCCUUCUUCCUGGUCAAGUUCUGGGCGAACCUGAAUUGGGGCCCGAGUGGCGAGGAGGUGGGGGCCGGCGGUAGCAGUGGUGGCUUCUAUGGAGUGAGCAGCCAGUACGAGAGCCUGGAGCACAUGACCCUCACCUGUUCCUCCAAGGUCUGCUCCUUUGGCAAGCAGGUGGUGGAGAAGGUGGAGACGGAGCGUGCCCAGCUGGAGGACGGGAGGUUCGUGUACCGCCUACUGUGCUCACCCAUGUGUGAGUACCUGGUGAAUUUUCUGCACAAGCUGCGGCAGCUGCCUGAGCGCUAUAUGAUGAACAGUGUCCUGGAGAACUUCACCAUCCUCCAGGUGGUGACAAACAGAGACACCCAGGAACUGCUGCUCUGCACCGCCUAUGUCUUCGAGGUCUCCACCAGUGAGCGGGGGGCCCAGCACCACAUUUACCGCCUGGUCAGGGACUGAAGGGGGACCCCAGAAGUGGCUCACCCCCGGAAUACCCUCCUCCCAGGAAGGACCUCCAGCUUUCCUCACGUUUCUUACUUGGCGGGGGGGUGGGGGUGGGUGGGCUGCUCCCUCUUAGGACCUUAAAAGCUCAGUGGUGAGUUGAAUGGGCUGGGACUGAGGGGGAAGGAUGGAUCCUGAUAUUGGGACCUCACAGGGGUGUCUGAAAGGACAGAUCACUCCAGAGCAUUUGACACUGGGGACAGGAGUGAGACAACCGGUGGGACAGCACUCGUUUCUGUCUCUGACAGGCAUCCUCCCCCUUCUCUGUUUUGGAGGUCUUGGAGGGCCCCAGUUACACAUUGGCUUGUCCCUCUCUGUUUUUCAGCACCCCCCUUCUUCCCAAUCUGCCUCUCCUUACCAGCCCCAUCCCAGGACCCUGAUAUUGAAUUUUGAAGGUUAACCCUUUCUGUGCAGGAGUAGAGCCAGGUGGGCCCUGGAAAUAUUUUUUUUUU